Dufourea novaeangliae is the source of this 2255-nucleotide messenger RNA. RefSeq names its product kelch-like protein diablo (gene dbo). The record is from RefSeq and is a predicted model, not a curated record. Gene Ontology annotation, molecular function: protein binding. The coding region runs from base 1 to 1863 and encodes 620 amino acids. Lineage: Eukaryota; Metazoa; Arthropoda; Insecta; Hymenoptera; Halictidae. The transcript is spliced from 5 exons.
AUGGUGUUGCAGAUAGACUCGGUGUGGGGUUGGGCGUCACCCCCGCUGCGCCUCCAGCUAGGGGGGUCGAGGGGCGCCUCGGGGAGAGCGACCGCGGGCGCCCCAUCCUCACAGAGGAUGGGUGAAAUGGUCGUGGAACGCGCGCCUUCCCCAGCCCGCCUCAGCCAUACCUCCGAGAAGCAUCCUCGUGCUACGCUCACGGAACUUAAUGUCCUACGUCGGCAUCGAGAACUUUGCGAUGUCGUGCUCAAUGUCGGCUCUAGGAAAAUAUUCGCGCACCGCGUUAUUCUCUCAGCGUGUAGUCCUUACUUCAGAGCAAUGUUUACUGGGGAGUUGGCGGAAUCUCGACAAACUGAAGUUACAAUACGCGAUAUAGAUGAAAUGGCAAUGGAAUUAUUGAUAGAUUUCUGUUACACUUCUCACAUCAUCGUUGAAGAAGCAAAUGUUCAAACUCUCCUUCCAGCAGCGUGCCUUCUUCAGCUAGCAGAAAUUCAAGAUAUAUGUUGCGAGUUUCUCAAACGCCAACUCGACCCUUCCAAUUGUCUAGGUAUACGAGCGUUUGCGGAUACACAUUCUUGUCGGGAACUGUUACGAAUCGCAGAUAAGUUCACGCAACAUAAUUUUCAAGAAGUAAUGGAAAGCGAAGAAUUUUUGUUAUUACCUGUUGGCCAAUUAGUAGAUAUUAUUUCCUCAGAUGAACUAAAUGUACGAACGGAGGAACAAGUAUUUAGCGCGGUUAUGAAUUGGGUUAAAUACAAUGUUACUGAGAGAAGGCAGCAUCUGGCACAAGUUCUUCAACAUGUACGAUUACCCCUCCUUAGUCCAAAAUUUUUAGUUGGGACCGUGGGAUCCGAUCUUUUAGUACGAUCUGACGAUGCAUGUAGAGAUUUGGUGGACGAAGCAAAAAAUUAUUUGCUACUUCCUCAAGAAAGACCGUUAAUGCAAGGUCCUCGAACACGUCCUAGAAAACCAACUAGACGCGGCGAAGUAUUAUUUGCCGUUGGCGGAUGGUGUUCCGGCGACGCAAUAGCCAGCGUUGAAAGAUUUGAUCCUAACACCGCUGAUUGGAAAAUGGUCGCUCCGAUGAGUAAAAGAAGAUGCGGUGUUGGAGUAGCAGUACUGAAUGACUUGUUGUAUGCAGUAGGCGGUCAUGAUGGACAAAGUUAUUUAAAUAGCAUCGAACGAUACGAUCCACAGACGAACCAGUGGUCUUGCGACGUGGCCCCUACAACAUCUUGCAGAACUAGUGUAGGUGUCGCAGUGUUGGAUGGUUUUCUUUACGCCGUAGGUGGUCAGGAUGGUGUCCAAUGUUUAAAUCACGUCGAAAGGUACGACCCUAAGGAGAAUAAAUGGUCUAAAGUAUCGCCAAUGACCACCAGAAGACUUGGAGUUGCUGUUGCUGUGUUAGGCGGUUAUUUAUAUGCCAUCGGCGGGUCUGAUGGCCAGUCGCCCUUAAACACGGUAGAAAGAUACGAUCCAAGACAAAAUAAAUGGUCUCAAAUAUCGCCUAUGUCUACGAGACGUAAGCAUUUAGGCUGUGCUGUAUUUAAUAAUCUAAUUUACGCCGUUGGAGGCCGAGAUGACUGUAUGGAACUCUCGAGUGCAGAACGGUAUAAUCCUCACACAAAUUCUUGGAGUCCGAUAGUUGCUAUGACAUCAAGAAGAAGCGGAGUAGGAUUGGCGGUAGUGAAUGGUUUACUAUACGCCGUAGGUGGAUUCGAUGGAACUGCCUAUUUGAAAACAAUAGAAGUGUACGAUUCGGAACAAAAUCAAUGGAAACUAUGUGGUUGUAUGAAUUAUAGAAGAUUAGGUGGAGGAGUAGGAGUAAUGCGGGCCCCACAAACCGAAAACUACAUUUGGUAGCUCAGGCCCCCCUCUUCAGCCCAAGUGGCUGAAACUCCAUUAACUCCUCUUACACCGGUAACUCCUCCCGCUCCUGUAUCGGUUCCUGUUGUUAUAACUAAUACAAGAAAACGCUACCGCCGAUCGAUGAGCAUUAUAUAAUACAUGCAUUUUGAAAGACUGCCUUUCUAAAGAUAAAGCCAUUUCUAUUGUAAAAUCGGUUGCAUUCUGUUUAGCUUAUCAUGAUGCAAGAUAAUUACUGUGUACUAAAUAUGGAUGUAUAUUUUCCAGUUUGUGUAGAAAAUUUAUCCUUCGAUAGUGUUUACACUGCCGCGACUGUAGCAUUUCUUUUCUGUAAUAUCUUAUUUUGUAAGGUAUUUCCAAUUUAUUAUUUAUAUACCCUUUUAUGCACG